AUGGAUCUAAGCAUGGACAGAGACAUACCUGAUGUGUUUCCACGGGUGGGACCAGCGAGAAACAAUUUCACUGCCCAAAACCAAGCCCCGGCCAUCGCCAACAUCACCAUUCCUCACGAGUCUCCAAAUAUACAACACUUCUCGCUUUCUGAUCAAACGAUUGCUGCAGGUUCAACUUCGGAGGAGAGCACAGAAGACGAGUUAUCAUCUUUCAGCUACAUUAAUGUGGAAGUUCAUUACACUCUUCUUCUCAUCAUAAUGGUGUCAAGCGUCGCGAUCAACGGACUUGUAUUUGUCCUGUUCUAUCAGCGCCCAUCAGUUCGCAUGACGUCCAACAAGUUUGUCCUCAACAUGGCCAUCGUGCACCUCCUGCAGACGUUCAUCGUGCUUCCAUUUGUGUUCGUGUCCGUCAUGUUCCAAGGAUGGAUAUUCGGCGACGUUUUUUGCAAGAUACACGGCACAGUGUCGAUGUGCCUCACCAUGGCCAAUGUGUUUUCCAUUCUGCUGAUAGCCGUCGACCGGAACUGCGCCGUGAACAGCCCGCUUCACUACUCAAUGACCAUCACGAAGAAGAGGACGAGCGUUUUGAUCGUGUCGACGUGGCUGUGUGCGUUAGUCGUCUCAGUGCCGCCGCUGGUGGGUGUAUCAGGCUUGCAGUACCAGAAAAGCUGGGCCAUGUGCACCGUCACCUGGUACGACACAGGUGUGCUUACCCUAGCAUACGCUUGCGUCCUCAGUGUCCUGGGCUUCCUGAUGCCUUUCAUUCGAAUCACGUGGAUCUACGCAUCCAUGUUCCAAGCAGCUCGGCGUAACAGUGCGUGCACCCGCCUUCGCAAUGUCAAGAGCGGAAGCAACGAGUUGAGCCCACCCUCAUCGGCAGGACCGUAUGGCGGGAGUCACCGGCCUGUCUACUUUCCCCGGAAGCCUGCGUGGUCUAAAAGAACGUCUUCACCUAGCAAAGCGUCUUCGUUGUUCGGUGACAAGUUGAAGGCUGUUCGCACAGCUGUUCUCGUGGUAGUGUCCUUCACAGCAUGCUUCCUUCCUUUCUUCGCCAUGACGCUUGCCGAGACACAACGUGCGAACGCUUCCGAAACGCCUCUGCGCAAUCUUCCGGCGAUUGCCAUGCUGCUUCUGUUCUCCUCGUCACUAAUUAAUCCGUACCUCUACGUUAUCAGAAACAAAGUGACUCGUAAGCACGUCCGUAAGAUGUUCACCGGCCUGACGCGCAAGCCUAGUAUUUUCUCGCCGCUAGGUUACCACUACAGCCAUCAGAGCCCUCUGCGAGAGCGAAAGUGCUCAGAUGGCACGAGGGUGCCCGAAAGUACUGCCUCUUUGCGCUCAGGUGAAAGUGAAGAGUGUCAGAGGUUCAUGAGACGUUCUCUUUACCGAAACAAGUCAGGUGAGUGGAAUAUGGUAGCUGUCACAAUUGAACCGAAUCUCUCGCCUGCCAGACGGUCAUCUAUAGUGGUUCACCGCCCACUUUGCCUUGAUGAGAUGGGAGAACAAUUAGAGCAGCUGUUCCAGCAGGAGUACUCGCACCACCACUAUACAUACAGGCCUAUGUGCUACGGCAUGGCUGCUAGGAAUAGGUCUUGCCGACGAGCGUCCCUGGACAACCCAAAAGUGCCGCCCGAGCGAUUUUCAAGGAAUUGUGAGAGGUACGUCAAGCCCACAUCCAUGAACCUUAGCACUAGAUCAAAAGCGGAUCGCAGCAAGUCCUUCCGUAUUCGGGGUCGUUACGCCAAUAGGCGGGAACCCACAGCAGCAUGUGACAUGUCGUGCAAAAGCAACGUCAACCAUGAAGAGUGGUGCCAUAAUUUGAUCAAUUCUUGCACGCCUCGCCUUGCGAGUAACGCUACGCAAGAGUCACGAAGCAGCGUUUCUGUUCUAGCCGGUGGUGCUGAAACCAGCCAGGCGGUGCCGCACUCUGCCACCAGCAUGGGCCACGUGCAACGCUGCGGCAGCGUGCCCUUGGAGUAUCACUCAUCGGCAACGGCCGGACACCCAUCUCGGCCGGAACUGAAGCGUGGUUGGUCAUUUGCUUUCGAAGAGCGGGAGGUGAGCGUGGUCAUUCCAGCACAGGCAAUUUCUCAGUUCGGCCGCUUCAGAAAGUCCCAGUUUGCCAUGGCGAAGAGAUCCCGAAAACAAUCUUCCAGCGACACGAAUACCACCACGCUGGAAUCCCUGACGUCGACGGAGUCGCAAGAAGUUCCCAUGAUUGGGUCACCGCGGACUUUGUCACCCACGUCUAGCCAGUCUUACCAUUACCCUCCACCACAGACGUGCCAGCACCAUCAGCAGCUCCGCUGGAGGCUACAUGGUUACAGUUCAAUGCCUCUACCGGCCACAUUUCUUUCUCAGCAGCAACAGCAGCAACACAUCCAGUUGUCCGGAGAGUGUCACGAUCGAAGAGACUCUGGCUUUGAAGACACCAUGCUUGAAAGGUGUGAUCUCUGCGAUACGGUUGUGAACGCGAGUGAUUCUAUGAAGACGAUGACGUUCAUAGAGCAUGUGUAAAUUUUCAGCAAACUUUACAAUGUUUCGAAUGGAUGGCGAGGCGCGUGAUGUGCUCCUGUUUUACAAAAUGAGUGGUUGAAGAUGUAUAUUAACUGGAAGCAACU
Dermacentor albipictus is the source of this 2621-nucleotide messenger RNA. RefSeq lists its product as uncharacterized. Gene Ontology annotation, biological process: G protein-coupled receptor signaling pathway. NCBI's taxonomy places the organism in Eukaryota, Metazoa, Arthropoda, Arachnida, Ixodida, Ixodidae. Gene Ontology annotation, molecular function: G protein-coupled receptor activity. Gene Ontology annotation, cellular component: membrane. The record is from RefSeq and is a predicted model, not a curated record.